UGUGUCUUGAGUUCUGAAAUUCCAGUAGAACUUUCGUAGACAAUAGUUUUCUGACGUCGGUCACUCAGCUUUAGAUCGAUUAGAAGUUCUAAAAUUUCGAACAUCAACGUCAAUAUCCUUUGUGUGAAAACUACGUGAAAAGACAACGCUUGCAAGGGGUGUUUUAAACAAAAGUCUUGCUUUGAAGUAAUAUGAGUAAUGUACCCAAUCAAAAUGGAUCAGGUCUAGAGCAGCAGUUUGCUGGUCUGGACUUGGAGAGCGGUCACCAGCCUUCCGGUGGUCGCUACGUGCCUCCACAUCUGCGAAACAAGGCUUUAGCAGCCAGCAAACAGAGCACAGAAUACAGCGGCAGCAGUAGUAGCAGUGGAGGUGGUGGCAGCUCAAGUUACCGGGGGCGCCGAAACGAUGGUUAUUCGAGUACCAGUAACCAAUGUGCCAAUGGUGAUGGCUGGGGAGAUAGUAGAGACUACAGGAGCUCCAGAGACGAUUGGGGACGCAGUGGUGGAAGAAGUUGGAAUGAUCGUGGUGUUGAACCACCUCUGGCCCGAAAUAAUCGCUGGCAAGAACCACCACCAUCACAGAGAACUUACAGAGAAAGUAGAGAUGGAGAUGGACGUGGAAGUGGAGGAGGGGGAGGUAGGUGGAAGGAUAGCCAUGGUUCCAGCACGGAUUGGACCAUCCCAACUUCCCGUGAUGAAAGGCUUGAACGUGAACUGUUCGGCACGGGAAACACAGGCAUUAAUUUCAACAAGUACGAAGACAUUCCCGUGGAGGCGACGGGUGAAGAUGUCCCACCUCACAUCAGCAGUUUUGAAGAGGUGCAGAUGACUGAAAUUAUCCAAAACAACAUUGCCCUUGCACGGUACGACAAGCCAACACCGGUGCAGAAAUAUGCUAUACCUAUAAUUAUGGCAGGAAGAGACCUGAUGGCAUGUGCACAGACAGGUUCUGGGAAGACAGCUGCUUUUAUGGUUCCCAUCCUAAAUCGCAUGUAUGAAUGUGGUCCACAGCAGAUGACUAUGAAUAACAGGUCAAUGUAUCGGCGCAAACAGUACCCAUUGGGACUUGUUUUGGCACCUACACGAGAACUGGCAACUCAGAUAUAUGAUGAAGCUCGAAAGUUUGCAUAUCGUUCAAGGCUUCGCCCAUGUGUAGUGUAUGGAGGUGCAAACGUUAGUGAGCAAGUUAGAGACCUGGAGAAAGAAUGUCAUUUAUUGGUUGCUACGCCUGGGCGCCUUGUAGAUAUGCUCGAAAGAGGAAAAAUAGGACUUGAUAACUGCAGGUUCUUAGUCCUUGAUGAAGCAGAUAGAAUGUUAGAUAUGGGAUUUGAACCGCAGAUACGCCGUAUUGUUGUUGAUAACCAGAUGCCUAAAACUGGAGAUAGGCAGACGCUCAUGUUUUCUGCCACAUUUCCUAAAGAAAUACAGAUGCUUGCCCGGGAUUUUCUGGACAAUUACAUUUUCCUAGCAGUUGGUCGCGUUGGUUCUACAUCUGAAAACAUUACCCAAAAAAUUUAUUGGGUUGCGGAAAAUGACAAGCGCUCAUUCUUGCUAGAUUUACUGAGUGUACCAUCAGCCACAGAUGCUUUAACACUUGUUUUCGUGGAGACUAAAAAAGGUGCAGAUGCUCUGGAGGAAUUCCUAUAUCGUCAGGGUUAUCCUGUAACCUCAAUACAUGGAGAUCGCACACAGCAUGAACGAGAAGAUGCUUUAAGAAGAUUUCGGUCUGGUCAAGCGCCAAUCCUUGUUGCAACUGCAGUUGCUGGAAGAGGUUUGGAUAUUCCUAACGUAAAACAUGUUAUCAACUUUGAUCUUCCAUCUGAUGUAGAAGAGUAUGUCCAUCGCAUUGGUCGCACGGGCCGAAUGGGAAACCUUGGUUUGGCAACAUCCUUCUUUAAUGAAAAGAACAAGAACCUGGUAAGAGAUUUGGUGGAAUUGAUACAGGAGACAAAACAAGAGUUACCAUCUUGGUUACAAUCCUUGGCUAGUGACUCAAGGAUGCCAUCGAGUGGAAGACGUGGUGGUAGUAAUAAACGGUUUGGUAGUGGAGGAUUUGGUGCUCGUGAUUAUCGUCAAACAAGUGGUGGCAAUCGUUCAGGUUCUUCAGGUGGUCGUUCUGGAGGCUACGGCUAUGGAGGAGACAGCCAUUCUGGAGGCUACUACAGCAGUGGCGGUGGUGGUUAUGGAAACACUUACUCAAACAGCAGCAGCAAUGGAGGUGGGGGAGGAGGUAGCAACAACCCAGACUGGUGGAAUUAACGUGAUGCACAGUGUCCCAUCUGCAUUGUCGGUAUUCAAUGUAUUAAGGGUCGGGUUCUCUUUAAGCUUGUCUGGAACCAUGAAGACAUUACAAUAAAAUCCUUUUUAUAAUAUUUCUUUGGCUCUUGUCCUGUUCAGAGAAGAAAAUUCAUAUACAUGUAUCUUUAAAAAAGUAUGAUGUUUGAAAAAUCUAGUUCUGCCCUGUCUGUUUCGUUAUUUUUGAUGUUUUGAUCUUGCUCUUAACUUAACAUCAGAAUAUUUAGUGUCUUUUUUUCCUGCAUUAUCAGUGGAUAGAACUUGUUUUAUAUGUUCCACUGGGACAUAAUAACAAAAAGAAAAAAAUUCAGAAUAGCACAGUUAAAUAGUUUUAUUUCGAUAAUAGUGUCUUUAUUGCUUCAAUGAAAACAAAGAUAGUGGUGUGUUUUUAACAGCAGCAGCCCCUACCUGCCAGAAUUCUAUGAGGGUAUGUCAGUAUGGCGAAAUUGAUAAAAUGAGGGAGAAUGUUUUAAUUCCAUCGUGGGUCAUUCUAUUUGAUAUUUCUUUUUAUCAGCAAGAAACAAAUUAAUUUUAAAAAGUAGCAUUUGUCUCGCAUAAGAAGACUCACUAAGAUGAACUGUUGGAAUUCGUGGUGUACUCGUGUACUUCUAAAAGUUUCCAUGGGAACCCAUGAAAUUUUAUUUUUCAUAAGUGAGACCACCUAUAAUAUGAGCUUUAAUAUAUAAAUAUUCCUAAUUAACUACAUAUUUACUUGUGUUAUUUGUGCAAUAUGUGUAGAGUUCGCAGAAGUGACUGAAGUGUGUCUGUUAUAAGGCCAUAGUGAAUCUCUGUGGUAAAGUUCUUGGUUAUUAUACUGUAGUCAGUGGAAUAGAUUUCCAUUACAAGUUUUUGCAAAUCACAACUCAUUUUAAAAAAAAAUUCAACCUUAUUCUUGAUAGAGCUCUCCGCUUGAUGUUCAAUUGUUGUUAGUUCCCAUUGCCUGAAAUCCUGCAGUUUUAUAUCUGUGUCAUAUGUACGUUCACUUGCACAUAAUAACCAAAUGUGGAUUGUUCAAACAAUGUUGUAUGUAGCCUAUAGUAGGCAUCUCAGUUUCCCCCCUGAAUGUGUGGAGUUAAACAUGCUUCUGUGAAAUAAGCGACUUGUAUUGUAGAGCAUGAAUUACACGUGAAUGCAAAUUAUAAUAAAUACUUCUGAUAUUAUCAGAAUUCUGGUAUAGUUAAAUACUUGGAUUUUCACUUUAAACUUCAUUUCAUACGUUUAAGGUUGGUGGCAUGUGAGGACUGGACCGUAUAAACUUAUUUAGACAGAGGAAAUGUACAUCCAUCUUGUUCAUUUAUUCUGGAGGCAGCUUAAGAUUUCUUUCCAGUACUGGGUGCUGUGACUAUUGCAACUUAUUAAAGUUUUGUAAAUGUAGUGGGGGAAAUGCGAACUUGGUUGCAAUGAUGCUUUUGUUGUGUACCACUAAUGAUUGUAACCCAGGAACAUGUUGGUAAAGAGAUUUUUAAAAAAAGAGCUGAACACUUCGGAAAUAUUACGUGAAACUGUAAAGGCAAAAAGGGGGCUGUUGCACUUCAAUUAAUCUAUAUUAAACUGUGAGCAUUGGUGUUACUCAUUUGUUGCUCAGUGUCAAUGGAAAAAACCUUAAUUCAUUAAUUAGUUGAUGUUAAAAACUUCAGUGUAAAUUGUAAUUUAGUGGAGUGUAUGCAACUUGUCAGGCAUAGUGUUUAGAAAAUUACUAUAGAUAUCUGGCUUAAGAUACUCUUGAUAAUAGCACAAUAUUUUUUUAAAAACUCCUUUGACGAGUAAAAACAUGAAAGUGGACAUAAAAAAUUGCUUUGGGGACAAGUUAGGCAUAUUAAAGGUGGUUUACUUGCUACAGUGUUAAAUUGCCUGUUGAGAAAAUAUUGUUGCCUAUAAUCCAAUUGUGUGUGCGUGUAUAUAUAUCAGCAUGAAUUGUAGUUUCACCGGAAGACAGACUUUAAAUAUGAUUUUGCUGUUAUGCAAACGGAAUUUUGAUCAAACUGUUAAAUGUAAUGUCUGCUCACUUCAGCAGUACAUAUAAAUUUCAAAAUAAUGAAAACAAAUGAAGUACCAUGUGACAAUUUUUAGUUUCCCUGCGAUUUAUUUUGCAUUUAUGGAAAUGAAUUGCCCUGUUGUGAAACUUUAAAUUUGUCUGAAGGAGUAGUGUUAUCAUUUACAACUUGAUAUGAAUGAUACUUCUCAGAGCUGAAUUUCAAAUAGUGAAAGGUAUCUGUUCUUGCAGUGGUGUGUUUGACCAGGGUGUUCAAUGUACUAAUUAUAUUGAAAUUAAUUAUACAAUUAUUUGAGCAAUUUACUUUUCUGAUAAAGUGUUCUUCACUGAUUGAGCAUGUAAGUAGAUUAUUGAUUGUGUUAGUACCUCUAUUUUAAAACUAUCAUCAGUAAUUCAAUUGAUUGUUCAGAAUAGAUAUUGGAGAUUAAUUAAAUGCAUUGUUCUACAAAUAACAUUUGUAAAGGAGCUUCUCGCACUUGCAGUAUUAAUUUUUAACACUGCAUUAUGAGACUUGCUUAGUUUUAGAUACAGUAUUUUUUUAAAGGUAAUAUUUUAUUAGUCUUUUUGUUGACUAGCGACUGUAACAUUUUUAAGCUGGAAGCGUGGUAAAGAGGUUUUAAUUUGUCGCCAUUUUAUCUUGUUUUUAAAGUUCUAACAGUGACUUUUUUUCGUUUUCUGUCUCUGUAUAUGUCAUUACUGCUAAAUAAUAAUCAAAAUUUAUGUACUGUAUUUUCUUGUUAAGUUAAUUCAAAAUUCUCAACAUGGGCUAUAGCAGUACCAUAUUGUUACUCUAUAUUUGUAAUGUUUUGCAAAUAAUCUGGUUUCUUAUAACUUUUGUAAAAACAUUCCACGGGCUGUAUUUUAAAUAUGAUUCAGUUGUGAAUGUCUUCAUUAAAUUAAGUUCUGAGCUGUUGGAAAUGUUCUCAGGGCUAUUAAAUUCUGAAUAGUGUUAAAAUAAGUUUUAUUCUGAUAGUGGUGAGCUCCCACAUAGCGUAAAGUCAUUAAGAGGGAUCCUUUUGAUGUAGUAAUACUGUGGUAACAGGCUAAUUCUGGAGAUACUUAUAAGAAGUAUUUUGAAAGGCUCAGUCCUGCUGUCUUGUGAGUUGAUCAUAAAAUGAGAUACGUAGUUCA
Molecule: messenger RNA, 5418 nt
Organism: Schistocerca serialis cubense
Lineage: Eukaryota; Metazoa; Arthropoda; Insecta; Orthoptera; Acrididae
Gene: bel
Product: ATP-dependent RNA helicase DDX3X
Exons: 14
Coding region: 192-2258 (688 amino acids)
Biological process (GO): gamete generation; cell differentiation
Cellular component (GO): P granule; nucleus
Molecular function (GO): ATP binding; RNA helicase activity; RNA binding
Source: RefSeq, a predicted model, not a curated record